Molecule: messenger RNA, 1156 nt
Organism: Argentina anserina (silverweed cinquefoil)
Lineage: Eukaryota; Viridiplantae; Streptophyta; Magnoliopsida; Rosales; Rosaceae
Product: pathogen-associated molecular patterns-induced protein A70
Exons: 1
Coding region: 148-1008 (286 amino acids)
Source: RefSeq, a predicted model, not a curated record
CAGGAGCUCCUUUUCUCCAUUUCACAAUCACAGAAAGGAUCCCAUCUUCAUCUACCCCUAUCUUUUCUCCCUCUCUCUUUUCUCUCUGCUGACUCUGCAACAACAAUCCGCAAAUCACUCACCUGCGCAAAAGCAGACGUAGCAGACAUGUGGGAUUACAUGCUCAGCUGGCUCACACCCACCUCGCUCUUCAUCUUCCUCAACCUCACCAUCGGCACCAUCGUCAUCUCCCACCGCUUCCACAAAACGCCACAUCAAGAACAAGAACACAGCCAACUCGUUGGACCGCCGUCGCUUUUGCAACGGGUCCGGUCGCUCGACUUUUCCUACUACAACUUCCAACCCGAUCACCCGGAACUCCAUCAGGUAACAAACUACCCGGAAAACGCAACCGGAUUAGUUCGCACUCCGUCGCUCAUGGAAAGGCUCAGGUCCAUCAACUUUUCCUACUACAACUUCCAACAACCCUACCUGCAGGAACCCGAACACGUAACACCGGACAACCCGACCGGACUUGUCCGGACUCCCUCGCUCUUGGAGAGGAUCAGGUCCUUCAACUAUAGCUUCCAACAACCCGACCACGUAACAGAACACCCAACACCGGACCACCAAACCGGAAUAGUCAGGACUCCUUCUCUCCUGGCCCGGCUCAAGUCAAUGGAGUUUUCCUCACUCUACAGAUCCGACCCGGAAACUAAAGAUCUUCAUCCAGCCGAGGCCUACGACGCGAAACCGAAGCAGGACCAUAUGGUUCAUCGGAGCAAGUCGGACACUGGUCAUGAAGCUUCGGAAAGGCAACCUGAGAAAGUGAUGAAGAAGUCCACCCGCGAAAGAGUGUCCGAAGAAAACGACACGGAUGACGUCCGGCCGCGAAGGGUGGUGGAGAAAACGAGGUCGUUUGGAGAUGACAAAGAAGUUGACGCGAAAGCUGACGACUUCAUUAACCGGUUCAAGCAGCAGCUCAAAUUGCAAAGGCUGCACUCGCUCAAGCAGCAGCUCAAGCGAUAAUUUUUUUUUUGCUUGAAUAUGAAUUUUAUUUCUUUUGCUUUGUGAACCCUUUUUAAGGAUUUGAGGAGGUUACUGUGUUAAGUUGGUGGUAUUUCUGGUAUUGUAAAUCUAAAUAUCUAUUGCUAUGCAUUGCAGGUGAUAAUGUAUA